GGACGCGCCGUAAGUCAACUUGGCAACGCUGACUGGAGGAAGGGAGGAAGGAGGGAGAAGAUGUGGGAGAUCAAGGUGGGAUCGACCGUGCUCCUGGUCACCUUCCUGGCCAUGACCUGGGCCUACCUGUCCGGUGCUACCCAGGUGGUGCAGAGCACGGACCUCACCAAGUACCCCAUCAACGAACGACUCACCCAUUACCGACCUCAUGUGAACGACCCAAGGCGCCCGAAUCGCUACGACCUGCCCGGCAACUUCCCCAGGUGUAACUUCAACGCCCAGUGCACUUGUUCCAACACCGGCCCGGACCUCGGCUUGGUGUUUUGCGACAACGUGGAGCUCGGCCGCGUCCCCGAGGAGCUCAACAACACCAAGAUCCACACGCUCACCCUCCGCUCCAACAACCUGCGCGGCCUCGACGAGUAUGCCUUCUACAGCACAGGUAUGUGGCGACUCGAGGUUCGCCACAACUCGCUCCUGGAGAUCCCCGAGAAGGCGUUCCACGGGCUUGAGCGGUCACUGUGGGAGCUUGACCUGCAGUACAAUGACCUGACCCGCCUCCCCCGCGACUCCUUGAGGAAGCUACGGAAACUGAAGACCCUGGACCUGACUGGUAACUUCAUCUCAGACUUGACAGUAGAGGACUUCCAGGGCUAUGAGAGCUCCCUGCAGACCCUCGUGCUUGCUGAGAACUCCCUCACAAUGAUCCCAGAGGGCAUCUUCCGCACCCUGGACACCCUGCGCACGCUGAACCUCCGCGGGAACAACAUCCUCAUGAUCAACUCUCAGGCCUUCAAUAAAGUUUCCACCCAACUGGCACACAUCAAUUUGGCCAACAACCUCCUGCGCAGUAUUCCCUACAAGGCCAUCUCUGAGGUCCCCAGCCUCCAGACUCUCAACCUUGGCAGAAACCGCAUCUCCCUCACCUUUGAUGUCCUCUUCACUGGCUCACUCUCCAUGGACACUCUCAUCUUGGACUUCAAUCAGAUUGAAACUCUACCGCCAUACUCCUUCCAAAACUUUGGAACAGUGAACCGCACCUCACUGAGAGGCAACCCGCUGAACAACAUUGAUGACGAUGCUUUCAAGGAUGCCAAGAUCAAGGAGCUGUACCUCCAUGACUGUGACAUUUGGAAUAUUGCUGACAAUGCCUUCAGGGGCCUGGAGUCCACCCUGCAGACACUUGACCUCAGCUACAACAACCUCUCCUUCAUUCCCGCUCAAGCCAUUGACCGGCUGGAGGCACUCCGCUCACUCUCCAUCAGUAACAAUAAGCUAACUCUAGACCCCACCGAAGCCUUUAAUGGCUUCCGCUACACCCUGCAGUACCUCAACCUGCUUGGUGACAACAUGGGAACCAUCCCCAUGGAAAAACUCAAGGAGAUGCGUAAUGUGCGCACCCUGGGCCUCAGCACCCUCCCUGACUCCUCACUCUCUAAGAAGGAUUUUGAGGGCUUUGGUCCUGCUGUGGAGAAGCUCUACCUUAUGAAGAAUGGCAUCACUGGAGUCUCUGGGUAUGCCUUUGAGCAUGUCCCUGGAGUCAAGAUCCUUGACCUCUCCAACAACAGGAUUGGGUCCUUUGACAAGGAGGCCUUUGCCAACAUUGGGGGUGGCCUGGAGGAGCUGCGGCUCAGCAAUGGCCUGUCUAUGAGCACCCUGCCACCUCAGCCCAUGCAGUACCUCAUCAACUUACGUCGACUUGACCUGAGCAAUAAUGCCCUCACCACCGUCAGUGGCGAGUGCUUCCGCUACAUGCGCAACCUUCGUACCCUCAACCUGCAGGACAACAAGAUUGGUGAGCUGACGCGCCAACACUUCCAGGGACAGCACCACCCCUACCUUGAGUCCAUCCAACUUUCCUUCAACUCCAUCCAGAAGAUUGAGCCAACAACCUUCCAUGACUACAAGAACCUCAAGUAUCUCUACCUUGAUGACAACCAAAUCUCCAAGAUUGAGCGCUCUGGCUUCUCCAACCUUGAACAUCUGGAGCACCUGGACCUGGAGGGAAACAACAUCCGCACGCUGGGCUACGAGGCAUUCCAGAACAUGCCCAAACUACGCUACCUCGACCUGUCCUUCAACGAGAUGGAGAACCUCAACCUGGAUGCCUUUGACCAGGUGGGAACCCUCUCCACCCUCACCAUCGAUGCCAGCCACAACCGCAUUCCCUACCUCAAGAUGAACGGCUCCAUGUGGAACUCCUACGCCAGUAUCAAGAUGAUCGACUUCAGCCACAAUAACAUCUCCUGGAUCUCUCGGGAUUACUUUGAGUCUGUCCGCUCCUCCAUCGUCCACCUCUGGUUCCACCACAACAACCUCAGGAACAUCAGUGCCAGUGUGUUCUCCAAUUUCCCUCAGUUGCAGCUUCUGGACUUUUCUCACAACCGCAUUCAUGAGAUCGACCACGAGGCUUUCAGAGACACACGGCGCCUUCACUACGUCAGCCUCCACCACAAUAACCUGAUGGACCUUCCUCCCAGUCUCUUUGAGAACCACAACCGUCUCCACUACUUUGAUGCCUCCUUCAAUGAGCUACGAAGUGUUCCGGACAGUUUCUUCAAAGACACGCCUCUAGAGAUCUUCCGUGCCCACCACAACCGCUUCACCAAGUUCCCUGACUCCACCCUGGAGCGUUGUGCAGAAACGAUUCGGGUGAUUGAUGUGGCAUACAAUGAGAUCGAGUCCCUCACCGAUGCCAUGAUGGGACGCUUUGAUAACCUCGUGUCUCUUGAUGUCUCCCACAACCACAUCAAGACCAUUGAGACUCGCUCCUUCCGUGGCACUUGGCACCUCCUGGUCCUGGACGUCUCACACAACCCAGUCAAGGACCUCCAGAGCUACACCUUCGAUGGGCUGCAGGACUCCCUCAUGAACCUGAGCGUGGCCAACACCUCCCUCAGCUCCGUGCCAGACUUUGACCUUCCCCGCCUCAUGCACCUCAACGUAUCCCACAACGUUAUCUCCUUCCUGCCUUCCAUCACCAUGGCCAACCUCACCUCCAUCAGGGUUCUGGACAUCUCCUACAACGAGCUCCCAGUGCCCUCCAACAGCGCCUGGCAGAUGCUUCCCCGCCUGAGGGAGCUGUACAUGCAGAAGAACCCCAUCCGCUCCCUCACCAAUGACUCCUUCACUGGCCUGGAGCGACUUGAGGUCCUGGACAUCCGUGACUUCCCCCUGCAAGGCUUUGAGGCCGGGUGUCUCGCCUCCAUGCCCUCACUGCGUCGCCUCUACAUGACAACUCACCCCAACAUCGCCAAGUUCAACCUCGCCAAGGCACUACAGAACGUGCCUUCACUGCAGGAACUGAACCUUGAGGUUGAUGGAACACUUGGCAAGGAGCUCCUGAAGCACAAGUUGCCGUACCGCCUCACUAACAUCACACUCAUGGGCCCACGCAUGCGUCAAAUCAGCCCUCAGGCCCUCCAGGAGCUGCGAGCCAGAGAACUUCAGCUGACCUUUUACCACACCAGAAUGGAGGAGGUGCCGCGUGAUGUCUUCAAGAACCUUGGCCGUGUUAAAUAUGUGUCGGUGGCUGCCGUCAACAACAGCAUGAAGAAGCUUGGUGAGCCCUCCACCACUGGCUACCCUGGCACUCCCAACUCUGUCUUCCUUACUGACCUGCGCAUGCAUAACAAUGACUGGAGCUGUGACUGUGGCAUUGGGUGGAUUGAGCCAUGGCUGAAGAAGUGGCGCCAGUCCGUCUGUGUGGACCGAGGGCACAUAGAGGAGUACCUGCGCUGCCAGGACACAGUGCAACGCCUGCGGGAGACACCCUGCAGCAACAAGAAGAAGUCCAUCAUGGAGGCUCUCAAGACAGACUUAGAAUGUAGCUCUACUGCUGCUUCUUCCCCUGUGGCCCCUUCCUGUCCCCUCCUUGCCACGCUCCUACUCUCCCUCCUCUUCCUCCUCAGGGCACCCUAACUACUGUGUGGGUCAGUGACACAGGGACAGACCUGCUUUGGCCUGUCGUCCAGAGGAUUUUGUAAUGUAGAAUAUGUAGAUGUUGAGUCCUUCUGUACCAUUCAUGGAAUCAGGACACCCACAGGACAUGGGUUGGGUUAGUGCCUGAAGAACAUUGCAGAUGCUCUCUCUCCCCCAGACUAUGAGGAACACGAUUACACACAUGAAAGAAAAUUGAAAAAAUAUCUUGUCAGGAAAGCUGGCAAGUCAAAAAAGUGUUGCUGCUGAAAACCUGUCGAGAAAAAGAUCAGCUCACAUUACACCCACAAGAAGCUAAUAGUGUGACUUUUAUCUUCCAGUAACAAAGACCUAACUCCCUGACACUCUCACAGAACAACAAUGGUUAGCCAGGCAUUCAAGAAGCAACAGCCUCAUCUGGAUGGCAAAGUCUCUCAUCUUUUAUUAUAUAACAUAACAACAGACCAUAUUCAGGUGACCCCUUACAUUCAUGGAACUCACAUUCACGAAUUUGCAGUCAGAUUUUCCAUAGAAGAAAAAGUUUUUUUCAGUAGUAAAUUCACAGCUGCCACCCAAGCAAACUUGUGAAGUCAAUUGUGGUGUUGGUUGUUCCCGGUGCAACAGCAAGCUUAAUUUUUUCACCAGCCGCUCCCUGCCACCCUUGUCCCAGCCCCCAACACUUCUUGCAAACGCCCCUAUCUUACUUUCAGUCCUUGUCACAUUGCCACCAUAACAUCAUCUCCUGCAAUCCUAACUCUUUUACAUAUUUUCAGCGCUCUCCUAUUUGCCAAAGUAACCGAGUGAUAUUAACAUGCUGUAUCAUGCCAAAAAGGUAAUAAGUGCAAUUUCUGUGUCUUUAGAGUGUGUCAAUUAUUCACUGAAAAUCAACAGAUGUAGAAGUCAGUGUCCCUUAACCCCCAUGAAUGUGGGGAGCCACCUAUUUAAAGGUUCCAGUUACACUUAUGAAUAAAUGCAGAAAUACUUACUAUCCCCCACCUGCUGAUAGAUGUCACAAGCAGAGAAGUGCUGCCAUGCUUGGCACUCUAAUCUUCUCCCCAUCAUAGGUGUGAGAAGCGGUGGAGAAGAUGAGCAGCAAGGAGUGAAGCUCCUCCACUGGUUAUGAAGAGGAAAAAUGAAUAAUUUCAGAUUCAUCUUUUCUAUCUGGGGAAGGAGCAGCCUUGAUGUGUGUUCUGAGUGAGCAAGAAAAUUGUUUGAACUGUGUAUGCUUUGGGUUUCCUCCUCCUUCUCCUCCUUGAUCCUUGUUUCUCCUAUGACCUACUUUAUUUCUCUAUCUGAGGUCAGCCAUAGUCACCUUUCCAUUCCUCUAAUACUUCUAAUAGUUCCUGUACUUCCUGCUUUACCCCUGAGAUUGCAUUGUUAUCAAAAUCCUGUGUGGGUUUCUGACUUAUAUGAUGCUGUAUAAUUUCCCUCCUCUCUCUUAACUUAAUUCUCUUCAACUACUACUACUACUACUGCUGCAGCUCCUUCUCUUGCUAUUGCUGCUACUUCUACUGUUGCUGCUAUUACUACUACUACAACUACUUAAAUUAAAUAUAGUUAGUUGAUGAAGAUAAGAUAUUUUCCUGCCAUACUAUUUUGUAUUUAACUAUUAUAGUGUGUAUGAUGGCAGUUGGCCCUGGUCGUGAUAUACAUGCAUAUAUAUAUAUAUAUAGCAUAUUUAUUUUUCAGUUUCUCAAAUGGAUUUGAACCUCUCACUACCUUACCUUACCUUUUGUAAAUACCUUUUUUAAAAGUCGUCGUUGUUCUGGUCAUGACAUGUAGGAGCUCGAUCCUUUCAUGGGAAGAAGAAUUAUAAGUUGUAAAAUGAAAGGGCAUUCAGCUGCAGAUCCUUCCCUCGUCUGUAUUGUGUGUUGGUGUGUCAAAGAGGCAGUGGCUGAGUCUUCCUGAGUCAUUUCAUAGAAAAAGUUCCCACCCUCUGAAAAAACACUUCCCCAUCAAACUGAAGAUGACAACAGGAGAGAUAUCCAUACCUUCAUCUCCAAAUGUCUCUCUCCAUUCCACACCUCAAGGAGAAAUGUAUGUUCUUCACUCCUGUCUGUUUCCUCAGAAAAAAAAAUCAAGAUCUUAACAGAAGAGAUCUUCAUACUUUCUUUUCCAAAUGCCUCCUCCUUUCCAUUUCACGCCUGAAGGAGGUAUAUUUAUCUCCUUUACUUGUCUCAUCCUUCUUAAUAAAGAUCUCAUGUCUUUCCCUUGUUGAACUAAAUACUUCACUCUUUCUAUUUCAUGCCUGAAUUCGGAGAUAUGAAUGCUUCCUUUACUUCUGUCAUGUCUUUCCCUUGUUGAACUGAACCCAAAAAUGUCUGUUGUUGCUCCCUCUGUAUAGCAAAAAUGUUUAGGGUUUAUAUAAGCUGUUGUCAGGAUGUUAUGUAAGGAGUGAUUAAUGAUUGUAUUUUAUUGGUCUUAAGUCUAGGCAUUCCAUAGGUAUUUAUAUAUUAUUGUCCAGCACGGUUAUUGCAGGUAUGUGUGUGUCCCAGGAGAUAGGCUGGGUUUUGUAAUGCCAAGGUGCACUCCACCUCUCUGUAUGCCUCUUUCUCCCCUGGCCAACAGUGGCCUACACUAAACAGAUUUUAUUUUCCUUGUGCAACAGUUUAUUUGCAUGUUCUAUUUAUCUUCCAGUUCUUUCCUGCAGGGUACUGUCACCUCCCACACAACAACACAUCUCCCAGAAUAGCUCUUUACCUCCCCCAUCCCAUUGAGUAAUAAUAAUUUAAUUUACCCGUAAGUAACAAUUUCUUUCUCUCAGGGUAUGAUUUUCCAAAGAAAAGGCUUAUUACCCUCACUAUAGCUCUUUCCCUCUCCCUUAGUAAGAUUUUGUCCCUCCAUGCAGCAAUACUUUUUCUCCUCCCAGGGUAAUGCUUUCUCCCCAGGGCAACUCACUCCCAGGGUAACAACACCUUUUGGCAUUUGAUGAUACCUGAGACAUUUUAUUGUUAGUAAUCUUUUUACUUCAUUCACUGUGUGUAUAGAAAUAAAAAGAUGACUAUA
Molecule: messenger RNA, 6924 nt
Organism: Eriocheir sinensis (Chinese mitten crab)
Lineage: Eukaryota; Metazoa; Arthropoda; Malacostraca; Decapoda; Varunidae
Gene: chp
Product: chaoptin-like
Exons: 14
Coding region: 61-3921 (1286 amino acids)
Molecular function (GO): protein binding
Source: RefSeq, a predicted model, not a curated record